Strongylus vulgaris is the source of this 870-nucleotide messenger RNA. Lineage: Eukaryota; Metazoa; Nematoda; Chromadorea; Rhabditida; Strongylidae. The record is from the annotation of a GenBank genome assembly.
AUGAGCAACGUGGUCAUCGUCGGAUCGGUGGCCACUUUGGCCUUCGUGAUUGCUUCCCUUGUGACCAUGAUGUCCCUCCUUCGGGACAUCAACGAUCUUCAGAUGGAAGUCAAAGUCAGCAUGGAAGAGUUCAAGGUUAUCUCGGAUGACACUUGGAAUCGCAUCCUCAUCAAACAUCUAAAUCCUAGUGGUGUAUCGGUAGCUCCGCCUACUUUCGCAUCACUUUACGGGCGUCGUCCACGUGUGGCAGGGUUCCCAGAGCAAUGCAACUGUGGAGAAAAGUCCAGAGACUGUCCACCUGGGCCGCCUGGUGCUCAAGGACCGAGGGGAUUACCCGGAGAACCUGGAAGACCCGGCGAAGAUGGAAGACCUGGCGCCCCUGGCCUCGCCAUCGCCGUAACUCAUGCCAUCCCUGGUGGUUGUAUAAAAUGUCCAGCAGGACCUCCUGGACCACGUGGAGAAGCAGGAGAUCAUGGACCAGCUGGGCCGCCUGGAUCCUUUGGAAUACGUGGUGCUAUGGGCAAUAUUGGACCAAUGGGAGAUCCCGGUCCACAAGGAGAAGAAGGACCUAAGGGAAUAGCCGGCCGUCCAGGACAACCAGGACCACCUGGAGAACCUGGUACCAUGUACAGUCCGGGUAUGCCAGGUAUGCGUGGUCCUCCAGGACAACCCGGUCCUCCAGGAGAACAAGGCCAUCCCGGACCCGACGGAAAGAACGGGCUCCCAGGGCCUCCAGGUCGUCCUGGUCGGAAUGGCAAAGACGGCAACCGCGGAAGAAAUGGACAACCCGGACCGAGAGGCGAAAAUGGAAAGCCGGGAAUGGAUGCCAUGUAUUGCCCAUGCCCACCACGCCGCAAGCGCCGCUUAUAA